Oncorhynchus masou masou (cherry salmon) is the source of this 1267-nucleotide messenger RNA. Its product is annotated as G-protein coupled receptor 35-like. Bases 251 to 1225 code for a protein of 324 amino acids. The record is from RefSeq and is a predicted model, not a curated record. Gene Ontology annotation, cellular component: plasma membrane. NCBI's taxonomy places the organism in Eukaryota, Metazoa, Chordata, Actinopteri, Salmoniformes, Salmonidae. Gene Ontology annotation, molecular function: G protein-coupled receptor activity. The transcript is spliced from 3 exons. Gene Ontology annotation, biological process: positive regulation of Rho protein signal transduction; phospholipase C-activating G protein-coupled receptor signaling pathway.
AGAGCAGACAGAGGCAGCAUACAGGAGCUUUACAAGACUUGACAUGACAGGCAACCACCAUCUGCCUCACUGCUAGGUUUCGGGCAGGUUAAGACCAGAGAGAGGCAGCAUACAGGAGCUCUACAAGACGUGACAUGACAGGCAACCACCAUCCCCCUCACUGCUAGCUGUCGGGCAGGCGAACAACGCCUGACCUGCAGUUUCACCCCGACAAGAGACAAAAAGAAGAGGGGGGAAAUAACAGGUAGCUAUGUGUGACACGAACACCAUCCACAUACACAUCCUCCAAGGUGUGAGCUACCUUUUUGUGUUUCUGGUGGGCCUGCUACUCAACAUGGCGUCUCUACGUGUCUUCUUCGUCAAACGGGCCACGUGGACGGACACACACAUCUACAUGCUGAACCUCGCAGCCGCCGACUGUGCCCUAAUCCUCUUCCUCCCUUUCCGCAUCUAUGAUGCCUUCCAGAGUCUGCCCAUAACGCCCUUCUGCACGUUUCUCAUCUCAAUACAUUACAUCAACAUGUACGCCAGUAUCUUCACUGUCACCGCCAUCAGCGUCCACCGCUACCUGGCGGUCAAGUUCCCAUUCCAGACCAGAGCGUGGCGAUCAAAGAAGGUGGCUGUGGCAGUGUGUGGGGCCAUAUGGGUCACGGUAGUAAUGAUAUGUGGUGUGUUCAGUGAUGCCAACCAUCCCCAAAAACUAUUUACAUGCUAUCAGAGAUGUAAAGAAAUCCCAUUGCCUGUUGGGUUCCUUGCGGUUCUAGAAGUGCUGGGGUACCUUCUCCCGCUCUUGAAUAUAGUGUUCUGUUCCACACAGACCAUAAUGGUUCUGCUGAAGGAGAAGGUACAGGAAGAAACCACUGUGGAGAAGAGGAACAUCAUUGGCAUUAUAACAGUCAACCUGAUCGUCUUUGUGGUUUGCUACACCCCCAUCCAUCUUGGGUUUCUGCUGAAAUACCUGGCCAAAACAAACCACUGGGAAACGUUAGACUGGGAUGGUUUUUGGCAGGUUUGUGAAUGGAUCGCUACCACAAACUGCUUCUUGGAUUCCAUUAGUUAUUACUUUCUUUUGAAAAAGUUUUAUUCUAAAGCCAGUAGAUCAGCAGAAGUUGACAGAGGCUCAGAGAUGGCAUUAACCACCAAUCAAGCUAUGAACACACACACCUACCCCAAUAAUGAGUCAUCAGACCCCUCUCUGCCUCCAUGUAUUACACCACCAGAAUAACGUCAUCAUGCUUUUUGACAUCUCUUUUAUUAAAAUCAUAUU